Colletotrichum destructivum is the source of this 1901-nucleotide messenger RNA. RefSeq names its product Putative CBF1-interacting co-repressor CIR domain, pre-mRNA splicing factor. The record is from RefSeq and is a predicted model, not a curated record. Lineage: Eukaryota; Fungi; Ascomycota; Sordariomycetes; Glomerellales; Glomerellaceae. The coding region runs from base 147 to 1433 and encodes 428 amino acids. Gene Ontology annotation, biological process: mRNA splicing, via spliceosome. The transcript has a single exon. Gene Ontology annotation, cellular component: U2-type spliceosomal complex.
CCAGACCAACAGCCGUAUCGGUCGCCGUUCUUCUACAACUCGAAAUUUAAUCCACGCCUGCCACCACGAGCCCUUUUCCCGACAUUGUACACUGCCCAUAAAACCGUCGAGAACCAUUUCAAAAACCCAUAGGGACAGUCGUCAACAUGGGUGGCGAUCUCAACCUGAAAAAGAGUUUCCAUCCCUCCCUCAUCAAGAACCAGGCCAAGGUCUGGGAGGAGGAACGAAAGGCCCUCGAGGAGCGCAAGAAGACACAGCAGAGAAUCAACGAACUCAAGGAAGAGCGCGAGCGCGAAGAGCUGCAGAAGAAGCUUGAGGCCGCCGGCCACACCAAACGAGUCGAUCGCGUCGAGUUUCUCUACAGCGGCCCCACCGAUGGACAGACUGGCACGACAGAGGAGCGCGAGAGCUACCUCCUCGGCAAGCGCCGCAUCGAUAACUUGCUCAAGGGUACGGAGCACAAAAAUCUAGAGAAGCAGGCUGGACAGGAGAGUUUCAUGGCACUGCAGGCGGCCAACACAGCAAGAGAUACCGCAGCCAAGGUCCGGGAAGACCCUUUGCUCGCCAUCAAGAGACAAGAGCAAGCCGCCUACGAGGCGAUGAUGAAUGAUCCCAUCAAGCGCAGACAGCUGCUGGCAUCUAUGGGCAUCGCCGACGACAAGUCAAAGUCCAAGGACAGAGAAGAGAAGCACAAGAGAAGGCAUCAUCAUAGACAUCGCGAUGGCGACGACGACAAAGAAAGGCACCGACGGAGGAGGCGGUCCUACUCCAGAUCCAGAAGUCCGCGCCGGCGGAGAGACGACUCUGAAGACGAGGACCGCCAUGAGAGACGACGACGCAGCGAUUCCGAGGACAAGCACAGCUAUCGACGCAGACGGUCUUCGAGAUCGAGAUCGCCACGCCGACGCGAUCAUAGCGACAAGGACGACUACGGCAGGCAACACCGCCGCGACCGCCGUGGGGACCGUGAACGAAGAAGGCCUGGAUCGGUUUCCGACGAAGGUCGUGCCGCCAGACGACGAGAAAGGUCACCUCAAGGGAGCGACAAGCGGGAUGACCGAACCGGGGACGCACCGGGGUACCGAGGCCGCAGGAACUACGACAAUCGGCGGCAAGACCGGGACAGACGACCCGACGGUCGUGCCAAUAGUGACAAAGAACCGGACAACGGAGCUGCGGAUGAGGAAAGGGCACGUAAGCUAGCAGCGAUGCAAUCGGCGGCUUCUGACCUCGAUACCGACCGAGUCCGGCGGCUAGCGGCGCUGGCAGAGCGUGAGAAGGCCGCGCGCGAGGCCGACGACCAGGCGAGAGAGCGGUCUUCCAAGUACGGCGACAGGGAGUUCGUCAACGGCCUGCACCGGAAAGCCGGCAACAUGAGCCUGGGAGAGAGGAUGGGCCGCGGCAGGCAAGGUCUGCAAAAGGACGAUGACUGAGAGGGCGGCGUGCGGAGCAUCUCGGCCACCACUUGGCCGGCUCGCGGGUACCCUUCGGCUAGGCACACCGUACAGUGCUACAGAACAUGUAGAAGGGGAUAUGAAGGGAGCACGGUGCCUACACUACUACUACUUAUCCACAUCAAGCGCAGAACAACAAGUACGAUACGAGGGGAACGGGCCUUGGUAGCAUUGGCCAAUGGAUCGACUCGGCAAAGCCCGACGGCCCACGGGAAGAUGGCUGGAAGGUAACUUUUUUCACGAAGGGUUUAUUAUGGGAUAGGACCCCCCCCCCCGCAGAACACGUCGGGAUGUAAGUUUUCUGGCUGCACGUCAUCAAGCGUCCUUCUAGAAUGUUGAGCAGCAUGCAUCCGCCUGCAGAUGAGCGGAUGAGUUAGCACGUAUCUUAAAUACCCACCCCGGGGCGACACUGGACGGUCGCUGAGGAAUGAUGAAAGAUUGUUUUUA